Molecule: messenger RNA, 477 nt
Organism: Paramecium sonneborni
Lineage: Eukaryota; Ciliophora; Oligohymenophorea; Peniculida; Parameciidae
Source: the annotation of a GenBank genome assembly
AUUAUGAAAGCCUUUACCCUAAUCUACUAUAUAGUGCCUUAAGAUAAUGAUGAUGUUGAAAUACCUAAUGCUUUUGGGUAAUGAUAUCGUUAGAUUAAUAGUAUAGGUAAACAAAUCGAUUAAGUCACACUCAAAGACAUUAAGUCUAGUUUUCCACUUCAAGGAGAAUAUAUCUUUAGAUUUAGAUAUAAAACUAGUCAUAAUACAGUAUGGCUUGAUUUACCAACAGAUACAUCACAGAUUCCAUUAUUCAAUAAUCGCAUCUUAAUAAAAGCAACAAGGAUUAGUUGGGAUACUCAAAAUAAUUAAAUUCAAUAAACUUAGACAUAAUAAUAAUCGAAUGGCACUGUAUAAUAACAAAGUCAAAAUUAAAAUAUAAAUUAAUAAGUGUUAGCUUAAUUUUAAUAGUAGCAACAGAAUCAAUAACAAGCAUAUUAGUAAUAAUAGUCCCAAAACUAGAAUUUAAUUGAUUUUUGA